AUUCUAUUCUGAAAUAUUCUGAAAUACAACUACUUUCUCUCUACUUCUUCUAUCAUCUUUAUACUUUAUAUCGUUGUGUAUAUUACAAGAUUUACAACACGUUAUCAGCACGAGUCUCUGCCCGAGCUUUGUUUCAAUAAAGGUGUGCAAGUUAUUAUCCAAAAUCUAUUUCGACGAAGAAGAAUGACGAAUCUUGCAAAAUUAGAGUUCGUUGCCUUGGAUGUCUCUGGAAAUAAUUAUCUAUCAUGGGUCCUUGAUGCGGAAUUACACCUUAGUGCUAAUGGCCUAAAAGAUACUAUUGACCCAGAAAAAAUCCCAACCGUUGAACAAAAUGCGAAAGCAAUUAUCUUUCUUAGACAUCACAUCCACGAAGACCUAAAAUCUGAAUACCUCACUAUCAAAAAUCCACUCACCCUUUGGAAUAAUCUUAAAGAUAGAUUUGAUCACCAGAAACUUGUUCACUUGCCAUCCGCCCGAUAUGACUGGAUUAAUUUGAGGCUACAGGAUUUUAAAUCUGUAGCUGAAUAUAAUUCAGCUCUUUUCAAGAUAAGCUCAAAAUUAAUUUUAUGUGGUGAAAAUAUUACCAAUGCUGAAAUGAUUGAAAAGACCCUCUCAACCUUUCACCCCAACACUAUGAUCCUAGCUCAACAAUAUAGGGAGCGGAAUUUUCAGAAAUAUGGUGAGCUGAUAUCUCUCCUUCUUGUGGCUGAAAAGAAUAAUGAGUUGCUAUUGAAAAACCAUCAGAUACGUCCCACAGGCUCUGCCCAGUUACCUGAAGUACACAACACGUCAUUCCUGAAGAAUGAACGUGGGAAAGGGCAUAGAGGAGGACGAGGUUAUGGACGAAACCGUGGAUGUGGAAAUUUCCGUGGUCGGUUUCGCAAUCAAUAUCAUUCUGAUCACCUGAAGUGGCAACGAGAUGGUUACAACUCUGGCCACCAGAAGUGGCAACGUGAUGGUUACAACAAGUGCCAACGUGAAGUGCCAAAUAAAGGAAAGGCACCCCAAGAAGGAGAGAAACGAGACAUAUGUCAUAGGUGCGGAACUGAGGGACACUGGCAACGUACUUGUCGUACACCCAAACAUCUUGUUGAUCUCUACGAGUCAUUCAAAAAGAAUACUGGAAAGAGAGUGGAAACAAACUUUGCUAAUUAUAAUCUAGUUAAGGAACCAGUCAACAAGGCCUCAAAUGAAAUAGAUAUUGGUGCUAACCUUUAUUAUGGUUUAGACGACUAGCCUUCAUAUGUAUUGUCUUACUUUAUGUAUUUCCUUCAUGUACUCGUUUUUAUGUAUUUGUUUUAUGUUGUUAUCCUAUGUACUCGUUGUGUUUUUAAUGAAGAUGUUUUAUAUUUAUAUAUGUAUAGAGAUGGAAGAUACAUGCAUUGUUGACAGCGCAACCACACACACUAUUUUACAGAGUCAGAAAUACUUCUCACAAUUGACUAAAACCAAUUCACAUGUCUGGACGGUAUCGGGUACAUCAAAUAUAAUAGAGGGUUUUGGGGAAGCUAGUUUUAUUCUACCAAAUAAGACACAUAUACAUAUACAAGAUGCUCUAUACUCUAGCAAGUCAACUAGAAAUCUACUGAGUUUUAAAGAUAUUCGUCUUAAUGGGUUUCACGUUGAAACUACUAAUGAGAAUGAAAAAGAAUAUCUUCUCAUCACCUCAAACACCGUUGACAAUAAAAGGGUCUUAGAAAAGUUUCACUCAGUUUCUUCAGGAUUAUAUGUUACAAGAAUAAGAGUUAUUGAAACCCAUAGUGUCAACGUCCCCAAAGUUACAGACCCAAAACUACUUUCCCUCUGGCACGAAAGGCUUGGUCAUCCAGGAAUAUCUAUGAUGCGCCGUUAGGGGUGGCAAAAUCCGACACGACCCGAAGCACGACCCGAAACCGACUCGAAAAAAUACGAAUUAGGGUCGGGGUUUUUGACUUUCGGGUCGGGUUCGGGUUGGGUAAAAAUAUACCCGAAAAAAUCGGGUCAUUUUCGGGUUGACCCGAAAUACCCGAACCCGACCUGUUUAUUUUAAUAUUAUAUAUAUUAUAUAU
This is a messenger RNA of Daucus carota subsp. sativus, 2048 nucleotides long. RefSeq lists its product as uncharacterized. The record is from RefSeq and is a predicted model, not a curated record. Bases 184 to 1236 code for a protein of 350 amino acids. Gene Ontology annotation, molecular function: zinc ion binding; nucleic acid binding. The transcript has 2 exons. NCBI's taxonomy places the organism in Eukaryota, Viridiplantae, Streptophyta, Magnoliopsida, Apiales, Apiaceae.